UAAAUAUCCAGUAUAAAAAGUUAUAAAAUUAACAUUAAUAACAUUGAUCUGAUUCUAAAGUUGAGCUAUUCGGAUGAACACAAAGCUUGGUAAAUUCAAGUACAUUGCUAAUUAUCUGCAUAUACAGAUUGCAUAUUUUUUGUUAAGCUUCUCUUCCUUUAGAAACUGAGACUUCUUACUACCUCUAAUUUACUCAUAUGGAAAUUGCUUUUUGACUCCAUAACAUUUUGUUCCACCUCUCUGGAUCUCAUUUUAUUUCAGAUAUAUUUUGUGGCAAAGGAGACCAAAAACGAUACAGAAGGAGAAGCUGUGUUACAAUUUUACACAAAAGACCUCUAACCUUUUCUGGUAUUAUUUCCAAUCAUCAUCUCAGCAGAGUUUUACAAAUUAUUCACUUCCUUUAACAGUCUGAAAUAGAAGUUGAGCUGAAUUUGGCUUUCAAAGACUUCAUAAAAAAAAAAGGUUAAGACUUUCUCAAAACAAGCCACUAUUAGGGGCUGAUUAGCUUAUGAUGAAACAAGAUGAAGGCUUGAGUCCUAUUACCUUACCACAAAUUGGCUUAAAGUGAGCUAUUUGUGCAAGGACACUUAAAAAACCCCAAAAGCUCUCUAAUUUCAAGUGUCCAGUUUUUUCUGAGUCUGAUUUGUGUCUCUGAAAUUGAAACAAAAUCAACAGAAGCUGAGAUGAUUUAACAGUUCUUAAAAAUCAGGCUUUUGGUAUAAGAAUUGGAAACAAUCAAAGUUAAAUCAACCUUUGCAAACUACAAUCUAAACUUUUGGGGUGUAACCUUCCUGCGACAUCACGCAGGCAUGACAGUAUUAUAGGUAAGACUCUUCAUAUUUAUAACAAACAGUAUUAUGCACAAAAGCUACCUUAAAUAUGUAAUACUGCAGAUGUGAAAAAAAAAACACUGGGAAGUUAGGACAUGCCACAGGUGUGGUUUCACAGCUCGUAAUAUGUAACACAAAACCUUUUUACCUUUAUGAUAUCUGUGGCAGGUACUGUACAGGACAUGUCAUGAAAGAGUAUGACAGAAAAGCAUCAGUCCUCAGCCGAGGAAAAGACUUUGACGCUCAUAUUAGUCAACCACAGAGACUCACAGGGCACCUGAUGUGUGCAAAGCUCAGGUGCUUUCCCAGAUACAGUCUAAUGUGCUCAUGCCAUCCAGGGGACCUCUGACUUUCCACCUCCGUCAAAUGAAGAGAAGACACACUCGGGAGAGAGAGAAUUAAAUAAACAGCCCUGCAACACUUUGAAGAUGCUGAAGGCCAAGUUUUAGAGAGGAAAUGCAUUACUUCGUGCAAAUAAAUAUUUGUCAUGGUAUUCGUCAGGCGUGGCAGCUCCAGAAUAACUACCUGCUGCAGUGGAAGGUUUGAACAGACCGAAAAAGUUCCUUUGUGAGCAAAGAAGGGUCAUUUUUGUGCAACUGCGGAGCCUGGGAAAAUACAGCCUGCAAUAUGAUGGCAAUUCAGUUACCCACGAGGAAGCAGAUCACUCUCCUCCACUGCAAAGUGCUGGCUCGCAAUAUAACAAUAAUUGAAUUUAAAAAAAUUACGGAGCCGUUUGCAACUGCCUACUGUAAUUAUUUUACAUGGAAAACAAGUUCAGUCUCGUCUUAACUAGGGGAAAACAUAAACAUCUACUAAUAGAGAAGAAACAAAGUUUAAUUUGCUUAUGGAUCAGUGAAGUCCAAAAAUGUGCAUUCAUUUUGGGUGGACUCUGCCCCUUCUCCUCAUUUAAGAUUCAGGACUGAGGGCCAGCGGAGCUUAAAGAGGAAGACAACCCUUGCAAUUUGUAUCCACUCCUGGCUUUACUGACAGCUGCCCCAGAAAUAAACAACCCAGAAGCUGCAAACAUCAAUAAAUAAAUAAGGUUAUUUUAAGAGGUGACAUGAACCUUGAAGAGUAUUUUGUGAGAACUGGCUAUAAAGGUUCCCUUGAAAAACAAGAUUUGGAAACCUUAACUGAUAUAUUCCAGCACCACAUCCGUGCUGUUCCCUUCGAAAACCUCAGCAUCCAUUGUGGGGAGAAAAUUACUUUGGAGUUGGAGCACGUUUAUAACAAAAUCGUGCAGAGAAAGCGGGGUGGCUGGUGCAUGGAAAACAACCAGUUGUUGGGCUGGGUCCUGAAAUGCCUGGGGUACGACACCAGUUUUCUGGGAGCGUAUGUGUUCAAUCCACAUCAAAACGCGUACGCCACCAUCAUGACCCAUCUCCUUGUAAAGGUAGUUAUUGAUGGCAAAGCCUAUAUUGUUGAUGGAGGCUUUGGUGUAUCCUAUCAGAUGUGGCAACCAAUGGAACUUGUGUCGGGGAAAGACCAGCCCCAGGCUCCCGGCAUCUUUCGCUUCACGGAAAAAAAUGCCAUAUGGUACCUUGAGAAAAUGAGACGGAAACAAUAUAUCCCCAAUCAAAAUUUCUCUAAUUCCGAUCUUCUGGAGAAAGAAGAGUGUCGGAAAGUUUAUAUGUUCAGCCUUGAGCCACGGACAGUGGAAGAUUUCUGUUUCCAGUGUACAUACCUUCAGACGUCUCCAGAUUCCCUCUUUACAAAGAAGUCCAUCUGCACCCUCCAGACCACUGAUGGCUUUCGAGCGCUAAUUGGGUGGACGCUUACUGAGACCACAUACAACUACAAGGAAAAUAUGGAUCUGGUGGAAUUUGUGACUCUUGAGGAUGAAGAGGUGGAAAAAACACUCAAAGAGAAAUUCAACAUAACUCUAGAUAGAAAACUUGUCCCGAUUAAUGUCAAAGGAUUUUACACAAUCUAGAUUACCAGAAAAAACUACAAUAAUGCUACGCAUUUACAGUACCUUUCACUGCCUACACAAUCGCUACUGUAAGACUACGGGAUACUUUUGGAAGCGAUUGAAGGAAAAAUACAUUAAUACCAGAUUAAAGUGAAUUUCACCCUGGAAAAAUCAGGAAUUUAAGACUCUUCUGUCAGGUAGAUAGAAUUAUUUGCUGUGAGAUAAAUGCAGUUCAAUUUUUGGCACAAAUGUAGGAUCUGAUUUGAAUCUGGUUAUAAACUUGGGUAAUAAAUAUGUCUGGGAAAUUUUGGAGUGCCUAUAGCACAUAAGUAGGAGUAUGGAUUAUUAAUUUUGAUAUGCUGCCAACACAUUUUCUGUGGUUAUUAUAGGGAGAAAGGCAUUUCGAACAUUUAGACAAUGAAGUACGUAUUUAAAACUUAAUUUUUCACAAGAUCUAACCACUCACAAAUCAUCUCAUUUCUCUACUUUUUCCUGGUUUUGGUUGGGAUAAAGUUAAUUUUCCUCACAGUAGCUAGUGUGGGGCUGUCGUUUGGGUUUGUGCUGGCAACAGCGCUGAUAACCCAGGGCUGUUUCAGUCCCUGCUGAGCCGGACUUGCACAGAGUCAAGGCAUUUCUGCCCCUCACCCCACCCCACCGGUGAGGGGCUGGGGGGCACCAGGGGUUGGGAGGGGACACGGCCGGGACAGUGACCCCAACUGACCCAGGGAUGCCCCACACCACACGGCGUCAGGCUCAGCACAUACAGCUGGGGGAGGAGGGGGAAGGGGGGACGUUUGGAGUGAUGGCGUUUCCCUUCCCAAGUCACCGUUAGGCGUGAUGGAGCCCUGCUGCCCUGGGGAUGGCUGAGCACCCCCUGCCCGUGGGGAGGAGGGAAUGGAUUCCUUGGUUUGCUUGGCUUGUGUGCGCGGCUUUUGCUUUCCCUGUUAAACUGCCUUUAUCUCAGCCCAUGAAUUUUCUCACUUCUACUCUUCUGAUUCUCUCCCCCACCCCACUGGGGGGGAGGGAGCAAGCAGCUGGGUGGGGCUUAGUUGCCAGCUGGGGUUUAACUGCGACACCUUUAAUAUAAGUAAAACAAUGUCAUCUUUGAAAGGAGCAUUAGGAGGCAUAAUUCUUUCACUGACAAAAUAUAGUACAGAAUUAAAAUUAUCAUCACAUGCAUCCCUUUUGCCAUUGCUACAGUAAACUUUCCAAAGUAAUUUUUGGUAAGUACUUGUUUCCUGGUGAUGCAGACUGUAUAUACUGCAGCAUUACUGUGGCUGAUGGGCUCUAGGGAGAGACCUACAAGCUUUGGUUCUGAUAAGCAAUCAUCCUCUAAAGGGUUUAAACAUCACAACUGGCUUAGAUUUACUUCUAUCCCAAAAAUGGUGGAAAUUUUGGUUUUUUAGCAUUGCAAAUUAUUUGUAUAACAAAGGUAGAACAAUGAGGCUAACCCCACUAUACCCUUAAUUUUGCCCUCUUUGUGUAUAGCAAACAUGACUCCAUACAGCUAUCCUGGAUAAGUACCACUUGGUGUGCUAGAGGCUUUAGUGUCACAAGUUCUCUGUCAAAAUGAAAAAGAUCAAGGAGCUGAACAAAUCUGAAGGAAUCCUUUUCCUUAGAAUUAUUUCAUAAUCACAUUUCCCCAUUUUUAAAUUUUUUUUUUUCAAAAAGCCCAAACAAGGAAACCACUGAGAAAGGGGAAACAUUCUCAAAUGCUUCAAAAAACCAGCAGUAACACUGAAAAACACCCUUUCUCCUCAAUCUAUGACAAUCCUGAGUAUUGGUUGAUUCCUCCCACUGACAGCGUAUCUUUUUGCUCAAAGGACAUAAUCUGAUUAUAAAUUUUACAAAUGUUCUCAGUGUUUACCUGAAAAUAAAUAAAGGAAAAUAAAAUAAGGAGUUGCUGGAGCAACAGCCGACACCCCAACUGCAUGACUCCUGCACACACCACUUGCUAAGUAAACGAUGAGGUCUGCUCAAUCGUACUAUUAUCUGCUGGCCAACCCAUCUCACCACAAACUUCUUGAACCAAACAGGCCAAUACUGAACAAAUUUGACAGCAGUGUUGGAGAUGGUAAGUUCCUACAAGAUUCUGUAAAAAAAGCUCAUGGGGUGAGGAAGAAGACGAUUACUGAAGAGGAGGUCCAGUAGUUGCUUCCUCUGCUGGGCUCAGCAGCCAACAGCUCUGGGCUGGCCGCGGUGUGUGCUGGCUCCUGCCUGCUGACCGGCCGUGGUGGCGGCUGAUGGCCUGGGCGCAUGAGUACUGGCACAGGGACAAGGAACCAAGGGCCAAGCAGGAGGCGAUAGGGGACACUGAAAGAUCUCACUGAGGCGGGAACGUGGCUUUUCUAGAAACAGUGGAACUAAGGACUUUGUUCUCUAAUUUGUGUUCAUGUUAUUCUCUCGUACUAAGGUCCCAUUAAGGGUUUUUACCCCUUUCUAAAUUGAUUGAUCAAACCAAGGUGUUCCCCGAGGCCCCAAGGGACAUUAUGAGCUUUAAAACAUUCACCACCUCCAUUCUAGCUGACAGAAAUUUCCGUCUGCAUUCACCCAGGUCACCAAACCAUAUUUCUCUAUGCAGUGAACUACAGUUGUUUUCUGGUGCCGCUGCCUCUUGUCUCGAGGACAGCCAUUAACAGACCGGUUGUUGACCAGUAUAACUCCACACUUCUCGAGAGAUGUUCCUGCUGUUGCUCCCAGGUAAUUGCUCAGGUUAUGGUGUGCAAGGGUUUCUUGGGCAGAGUUCUACGGACUCAUAUCAGCGUUUUUAACUGGGCCUGCAAUGAUGGGACUCAGAUAUCCCCUUCUACUAUUCAGUUACUAAAAAUCCACGGGGCUGCCAAUGACUGAAGCUUCAACUGUCUCCCCGACUCCAUCUGUUGAUAGCCACUCUCUGAGCAGGAUUUUUGCUCUCGGUGUAACAAUUAUAACCAGGUCCUCCUGUGCAAUAUCAAACCACACAAAGAAAUGUCAACAUGUACAGCUGAGGAACAGUUUCACAGUUUAACUAAAGCUCCCCAAAAGCUGACAAAAGCAAAUUAUUGAGGUGUGAAUGUCAAACCCAAAAUGCCUCAAGGGUUUGAGAUGAGACUGGUGUAAAAACAAACAAAACCAAACAAUCCCAGAGGCCUCAGGCUGGGGUUCCAUUAGCAAGGCAUUACUUAGAAGGGAGACAGCUCUCCCAGACUGAAAACAAAAGAAACGACCAAGUCCUUAAAGCAUCAGCUCUCAGCGAAACCUGUGUUCACAUGCAGAACGGAAACACAGGAUGUUUGACAUCUUUCACCACCGCUAGGCUUUAUGAACACUCUCUGAGAAAGGUUUAAUGAGAGCCUAAGCUAUCGUGCAGUUUUAGUUGUUGACUGUUGUUGAAAUGAAGCAGAACAAAUGCUUAUAACCCCCCACCCAGGACUUGUAUCAUUCCAAAUACAAUUUAAAAGUAUGGUAUUCCAAUUAACAGAAAGACGAGACAAUUUCUUUUAAAGUCUGAAUGCUGGAUUAAGUCCCAGAAUCCCAGCCCAGCUGCCCGUUACACACACAUGCAAUGCCCCAUGGCAACGACAGCCAUCCGCAAUUGUGGAAUUGUAUAAUGGAGUGUCUUAUUAGGAAACAAGACACAUAACAGAAGAAACACUGUUCAAACUCCAUGGCACCACUGAACAUCCUCCCCCCUCCCCAAAGAAUCAAAGUUUAAUCGGCUCAUGCAUUACUAACGGGAGGAUACAGGAUGGCUCGCCUCAGUUGGACUCUGGUCCUGGACUUCUUAAGAUCCAAUACUAAGCAGAAUAAAAGUAACAAAAUGAGAAACAUCAGCAAGAAAGACAAAGUUGUUCAAUACUUCCAUGUUUCCAAUGUCAGCAGUUAUUACAGAAAUAAAGUCAGCCUGUCAAAGGGAGGGGCAAAAAUUUACCUAACAAGAGACGGGCUUAAACCAAAUGCUGCGAGCUGUCGGUGAGCAUGAACCACAGCGCAGGCGCUGCUUUGCUUGCUUUAAAAGGUACCUUACCGUAACAGGCACAAACACUUCUGGUGUCUGAUAACUCUUUACCCACUAAACUUGGUGGACAGCCAUUUUCUUUAACAAAAAUGCUUACCACUUACCCAACUUGCUUUUGUUCUCAAAGAAGAAAUGCUUUUUGUUUAGAAGCACGAACAUGUGGGAAAGUUCUACAGCUUAGGAAGCUGAACGUGAAAAAGGGUCUGCAUUUGAGACUGUGUCAGAGCCAAGAAAGCUUGAGUUAACGUAGGUUUGCAUGAUGAGUAUUUCGCUGCUACUUACAUCUCUGUCGAGAGCAGUUCAAGCACAGAUUUCAUAUAGCAGAAUGCUUCUACCCUGGCUAGGAAGCUCGAGCCAGGCUUAAAAUACAUACAUACAUAUAUAUACACGUGUGUGUGUG
Molecule: messenger RNA, 7139 nt
Organism: Phalacrocorax carbo (great cormorant)
Lineage: Eukaryota; Metazoa; Chordata; Aves; Suliformes; Phalacrocoracidae
Source: RefSeq, a predicted model, not a curated record